ACAUUUAAUUUCUCUCGUCUGCUCCCCCGACGCCGGCGGCAGAUCCAACGAGAUCGGUCGGCCACGCCUCGAAGCACUGAGAUGCCGCCGAUCCGAUCCGGUGAAAAAUCAGGCUAUAUUGGCCGACUAGAUUUCCAUCCUUUGAUCCUUAUCCAGCCUUAAAGAUCUGAUCUUGGUAAGAGAUCCUCCCCAAAGAUCCGAUCUUGGCGGCACAUCGAUCCGAUUUGUUUGGGAUUUACGCGGUCAUCGAUCAUAAUCGAUCGGGAAGACCGAGAAGAGAAGAAGAGGAGAGAGAGAUGAGCGGCGGCGGUGACGGCGGCGCCGGCGAGGAUCCGGUGCGGUUGGACGACGAGCAGCUGGCAGAGCUCCGGGAGAUCUUCCGCUCCUUCGACCGAAACAACGACGGCAGCCUCACCCAGCUCGAGCUGGGCUCCCUCCUCCGCUCCCUGGGCCUCAAGCCGAGCACCGACCAACUGGAUGCCCUCAUCCAGAGGGCCGACACCAACGCUAACGGCCUCGUCGAGUUCUCCGAGUUCGUGGUCCUCGUCUCCCCGGAGCUCGUGGCGGCCAAGUCCCCCUACACCGAGGAGCAACUCCUCCGGCUGUUCAAGAUGUUCGACCGCGACGGCGACGGGUACAUCACCGCCGCAGAGCUCGUCCACUCCAUGGCCAAGCUCGGCCACGCCCUCACCGCCACCGAGCUUACCGGCAUGAUCAAGGAGGCCGACACCGACGGCGACGGGCGCAUCAGCUUCCAAGAGUUCUCCCAGGCCAUCUCCUCCGCAGCCUUCGACAAUUCCUGGUCCUGAGUCCAUUUCCUCCCUUGUUUCGUAGGUACCGAAAUAAAAAGGUCUCUCCUUCGCCAUUUUCCAUCCUCAUCCUUUGGUCGUUCUUCUGCCUCUCCUCUAUUUAUGCACACAAACAUAGUUCACCCGAGUGUGAUAUGAAUGGAUACUGGAUGAAACCAGUGAGGACGGAGGUGAUGACAUGUUUGUUUUGGCUCAUGUACAUGGGGAUUCACAAACCCAGUUUUCUGUGCAUAAGAUCUUGCUAAAUUAUUGUUUCUUUCAUGUCAGAAAACCAUGUUUUCUGUGUAUAAAAAAGCCUUUUUUUUCCUUU
Messenger RNA from Musa acuminata subsp. malaccensis (wild Malaysian banana), 1119 nucleotides. RefSeq names its product probable calcium-binding protein CML18. Gene Ontology annotation, cellular component: trans-Golgi network membrane. Gene Ontology annotation, molecular function: calcium ion binding. NCBI's taxonomy places the organism in Eukaryota, Viridiplantae, Streptophyta, Magnoliopsida, Zingiberales, Musaceae. The record is from RefSeq and is a predicted model, not a curated record.